UAAAUAAAUUAUAUAAACUAACAUUUUGCUUUCAGUUUAACAGCUUGUGGAACUUUCAGUAUUAGUAUAUUUGCCUUUUUAUUAAAAUGCAUGAUCACCUAACUUGAAAAUUAAGUAAGCUACAGACUCGGUAGAGCUCCAAUUUACGUUAUUAUGCUUCAUUUCCUGAUCUGAGCUCAAAUUCAGUCCUACAGUGUUUUACUCUGAAAGCAUAAACCGGAAGUGCAGUUGUUACCCUGUUAGCUUCAAAUCCGUAUUAACGGAGUUCUCCAUUAAGAUUGCUAACCUCCAGCACACCCCGCCCAUUAGAAAAGAAUGUACAGCUGUAGGAGAGACUGGCUUUGACACCACCACCACCCCCCACUCAUGAACUGAUGGAAGUCAGUCAGACAAACGUGCUCAGUGAUGAAAGUGAACCGGCUAGGGCCGCUCAUCCUGGGUUUUUCCCAACCUGCGAAGCCGGAAAGAGCGACCACCAUCCAGCGGGACAUUGCGUGGACUUCCCGGUGUCGGUGGUCCUUCCUGCCGGUGGCACCGGAGAGAGAACUGGACUACAAACACCAAAACAGUUUUGCUCCUUUCUGGGUAGACCGCUUAUAAGCUACACUAUCCAGGCAUUUGAGAGGGUGCUAUGGAUCCAAAGCAUUGUGGUUGCUGUUGCCAAAGAAAACAUGGACCUCAUGAUGGACAUCAUCCAGCGGUUCCAGCAUAAGAAGGUUCGAGUGGUGUCAGGCGGCUCGACUCGCCACAGGUCGAUAUGCAACGGGGUCUUGGCUCUGGGUGGGGAGGAUACGCCCGAAACUGACAGACCCAAGGUGCUCAUCAUACAUGAUGCAGUGCGGCCUUUUGUGGAGGAGGACUUUCUGUACCAGAUAGUAAUGGCUGCCAAGGAACAAGGGGCAGCAGGAGCUAUCCGACCUCUUGUUUCCACGGUGAUAGCUACCACAUCAGAGGGCUACCUGGAUCAUUCUCUGGAGCGAGCAAAGUACAGGGCCAGCGAGAUGCCUCAGGGAUUUACAUAUGAUGUCAUCUAUCAGGCUUAUCAGAGGUGCACUGAAUCAGACUUUGAGUUUGGCACCGAGUGUCUCCAUCUGGCUCUGCAGUACUGUGGCACCAAUGCCAAGCUCAUUGAGGGCCCUCCAACACUGUGGAAGGUGACCUACAAACGGGAUUUGGCUGCAGCAGAGUCCAUCAUAAAAGAGACUCUGUCACAGUCGGCCUGCUUUAUCACUGGAGGAUUGACACCUGCUGUCAGACUAGCUGAUGCUCUCCAAAAGGCCAUUGGAGCUCUAGAUAUGGAGCUGGACGUCAUCCCAGACCUAAUGGGAGACAAUGCCAGGUAUCUGUUCAAGGAGUGGAACUUCAUCCAGGUUUCUAUCAAUCAUUUUUGCCUGUCUGAGGUAGAGGCUGUACUUGGGGCUUUGCAGGUAGCAAAUCGAGCUCUUCUCCAUCCGCUUGUCGUCAUUUGGGUGUGUCUGAGAAGUGGAGAUGAGCUGUCUAUCAGCAGCAGUGUAGCAGAGCCUGCUGCCAUCAUGGAUCUGGCCUCAACGGUGAAGCUCCAGAACAUUCUCCUAUAUAGCAUCCAGCUUCAUCAAUCCAAAGACACUGAGUGCUGGGAGAGGUCAGCGUCCAGGGUCGCGGAGAUUGCAUCAGCCUUGAUCCGAGAGAGGAGCCCUGCCCUGGUGGGGCAACUUCUGCAGGCAUGAAAGGAGGCAGCGCCAGCAGAAAAUCCCUACAUGGUGAGAGAGUUUGUGGAAGUUAUUUUCCUCUUUUUUUCUAAAAAUCUCUUUAACUUUCCAUCAGUCUAAAGAGAUGUUUCCACAGUUAAGUAGAAGAUGGACAUAAAAAGAGAAUUGUAAAAAUGAAAGUAACAGAAGUUGAGACAUCCUGACUUUAAAGUACAUAAUAGAGUGUUACAUUUAUUUUUAUGCAGCUCAGUAGCAUCUUUUGUUUUUGUGCUCUGCCUGGCAACCCCACAGCUUUGUUCAUGGCUUGUUGGUCUCCUGCAUACAGACUACACUGUAAUGUAAGGGGUACAAGGGAGCAUGUGAUUGAUCUGAUAUGUUAAAAGCAUGAGACAGGUGAUCAGAAAGAAGUAUGAAGCAGCAACUCUUGGCUCCUUUUUUAGCUGCUGUGGUUGCACAGUGUCUCACUUGUUGAUCUUUGAUGCAUUUUGCAGGAGGGCUGGGUAGAAAGUUUCCACAAGAACCUGUUGUAUUAAUGAGGAUUUUGAGAAAUAUUGUAAAGAUAAAAAGAUAAAAUCACUAGACUUUAAAUUCACUGCUGUAUUAUAAAAAAAAUGGGGAAAAAAAAGUUUUUCAGCUUGAAAUUUUAUUUUUGACAUUAAAGAUGGGAGAAAAAUCCCUCCAAUUAUCUACAAUUCUCUCUUCAUCACUAAAGUUUAACAUGAAAGAAAAAGCAGCAAUUUCUGAGUUAUGUAACAGCUGUUUCACACACAUUUUGUAUGUUUGUAUGUACAGCUGCAGCAUGGUGUGUGUAUACUGACUUAAAAUCAACUCCAAUGUACAGGUUUUUACAGGGAAUGAAUUUUUUUGCCAGUCAGUGCUAUAACAUAGCUUAAUGAAGUAUUUUUUUAACAUGUUCUGGAUGACAGCAGAGAAGUGAGGCAUUGAUGUGUCAAGCUUUGGCAGCUCGUUAAUAUUUUUGACCUGUGUAUUUAAUACUGUACUUGAUUCAUUGAGGUAUUUUUACUUAAACCAUGUAUGCCAAAAAGUGCUGAUUUACUGCUAGAAAAGCUGCUCAUGAAUGCAACAUGGAUCUGAGGAUGUGUGCAUUUUAUAUUUCAUUAAAACUGUUCAAAU
Molecule: messenger RNA, 2822 nt
Organism: Melanotaenia boesemani (Boeseman's rainbowfish)
Lineage: Eukaryota; Metazoa; Chordata; Actinopteri; Atheriniformes; Melanotaeniidae
Gene: crppa
Product: CDP-L-ribitol pyrophosphorylase A
Exons: 10
Coding region: 375-1706 (443 amino acids)
Biological process (GO): protein O-linked glycosylation via mannose
Cellular component (GO): cytosol
Molecular function (GO): D-ribitol-5-phosphate cytidylyltransferase activity
Source: RefSeq, a predicted model, not a curated record